This is a messenger RNA of Knipowitschia caucasica, 258 nucleotides long. NCBI's taxonomy places the organism in Eukaryota, Metazoa, Chordata, Actinopteri, Gobiiformes, Gobiidae. The record is from the annotation of a GenBank genome assembly.
AUGCCUAUCCAGACGAGCCACGCUGUGCGCAUGCGUGGUCAUACCGCCUCACCGCCGCUAGGGGGCGUCCACAUGGCGCUCUUACCUCGACGUCACCUCCACCGCACCGACAGCCACCCCGCGAUACCGGCGCGAUCCCCUCUCUCUCCCCCUCUUCUCUCCCACCUUUCUCUCCCCUUUCUCACCCCCUCUCUCACUCCUCUUCCCCAUCCCCCUUUCCCUUCCCUCCUCCCCAUCCACAUCACAAUCCAACAUUAA